Platichthys flesus (European flounder) is the source of this 2213-nucleotide messenger RNA. RefSeq names its product forkhead box protein P2-like. Gene Ontology annotation, cellular component: nucleus. Gene Ontology annotation, biological process: regulation of transcription by RNA polymerase II. Bases 1 to 1866 code for a protein of 621 amino acids. NCBI's taxonomy places the organism in Eukaryota, Metazoa, Chordata, Actinopteri, Pleuronectiformes, Pleuronectidae. The transcript is spliced from 15 exons. The record is from RefSeq and is a predicted model, not a curated record. Gene Ontology annotation, molecular function: RNA polymerase II cis-regulatory region sequence-specific DNA binding; DNA-binding transcription repressor activity, RNA polymerase II-specific.
AUGCCUGAGUCUCCUCUCAGUCCCACGGCAGCCCGUCAAACUCCAGCCGCCAGCAGCCUGCUCAGUCACACAGACAACAGUGCGGCACAUAGAGUUGCUAAUGGGGACUUCUGCCGGAGAGUGAGUGGUGAAAACUGGCAGAGUCUCCACCAUAAACAGGUGUGUCUGGCGAUGAUGGCUCCUCGGCAGAUUCAACAGCUGCUCUCUCCAAACCAGCUGCAGGCUCUGAUCCACCACAAGCAACAAGCUCUUCUGCUCCAACAGCAACAUCUGAAAGAGUUUUACAAGACUCAACAACAAAAGAUUCACCUGCAGCUGCUUCAACAGCAACCCAGCAAGAAAGCCAAGGAGCUCCCUGCACAGCAGCUCGUGCUCCAGCAGCUCCUCCAUAAAAUGGCUCCUGAGAAAGAGAUGCUUUUCCAGUUUCUCCAGAAGAAGUGUGUGAAUGUGAAACAGAUUUUAAAAAAGGAUUGCGUCAACAUUAUUUAUAGUAAACUGGCUCGACAUACAAAACAACAUCUUUGGAUUUACAAAUACUUUUUGUUUCUCUACGUUUCAGGGGGUUUCAGCCCAGCAGAGUUGCAGCAGAUAUGGAAGGAGCUGACAAAUGGAUUAACUGAAGAUAAAACCACGAUUAAGAGCAACUAUGACUCUUCCACUAACGACACCAGGUCAACACAAGUCAGGGGGGGACAGGCCGAUGUCCAGCCGUCUCCCUCUCCUCGCAGGACCAAAUGUGCUGAUCGUGCCGCCUCACAUGUUCUUUACAGUCACGGUGUGUGUAACUGGCCCGGAUGUGAGACCACGUGUGAGAACUUGAACCAGUUCAUCAGGCACAUAGGCAGUGAACACACUCUGGAUGACAGGAGCACAGCGCAGUGCAGAGUCCAGAUGCAGGUGGUUCAGCAGCUGGAGCUCCAGCUCUGCAAAGAGCGGCAGCGUCUGCGGGCGAUGACGGCUCACCUGCAUCUGCCAUCUCCAGAAGCUCAGUCGCUGUCUGCAUCCGCCAGUCAACAGUUGCCUGAUAUGACUGAUAUGGCUGCUGACCCACGAGCUCCACAGCUCGGGGCUGUCGCCAGCGACCUGACCUCGCUGAACCCGUCGGACGGGGCACCAGUCUCCCCGCUCCAGUCCCUGGGUUCUGUGGGCUCUCCAUCCCAGGGCUGUGAGGAAGAGACGCCCACUCACACAGGAUGUGCCGGGGCCAUGAGACGUCGGCAGCACCCGCUGGUCUACUCGCUGUCCUCAGAAAAUGAGUAUGAGCUUUACAAGAACAGUGACAUCAGACCACCGUUUACCUACGCAACACUGAUAAGACAGGCGAUUCUGGAGGCACCAGACAUGCAGCUGACGCUCAAUGAGAUCUACAACUGGUUCACACGGACGUUCGCUUAUUUCAGACGCAACGCUGCCACAUGGAAGAACGCUGUGCGCCACAACCUGAGUCUGCACAAGUGCUUUGUGCGGGUGGAGAAUGUGAAAGGUGCUGUGUGGACGGUGGAUGAGGUGGAAUUCCAGAGGAGGAGAUCCCAGAAGAUCACAGGGAGUCCAUCACUUAUUAAGAAUGUGACCUCGAACCUUGCUUUGGGUGCAGCUCUGACUGCCAGUUUACAGACAGCGCUGGCUGACACAUCACUGCCAGGAUUCACAAAGGAAAGUGUGAGCAGGAACUCCAGGAGUCAAACACAGGAGAGCAACGGCCACAGUCACCAAAACAUCUCGGCACGUGUCCAACAGUAUCUUUUCCUCAAAGACGAAACAAUGAAUCUGGAUGAACCAGAGCGUCAGAUGGCGACGGCGAAACCAGUCACUCUGCAGUAUGGCAUGACUGGAAAUGACCAGGAGCAUUUGCUCGACCUCGAAUGAAACCUUGAGCAUGGAAAUCUUUUAAUAAUAAAACAGUGAAGCAAGAUUUCAUUGAGCGUUCAGGGAUGUAUGCAAAACAGUUCAAAGUACAAACAGAACCGUUGUGAUUUCAAGUAAUGAACAUCUCACUGUGCUGCCAGCUGGCAUGAGGUCUCCCAAACUGGGAUUUAAAUCAGAUCAAUUCCGUAUAAACAUUUAGCUGCUGCUUUGCAGUCAGUAAAGAAAUAUAAAGUAACACAUGUGGCUUCUGUGUUCACCCACAACUUUUUCAAUCAUUUUUUAAAUAUUCAAAUUUACAGGUAAUUGAGAAAAAUAUUUCUGACUGUAAAAUGGAAGCAAUAAAUGUC